AUUUAUUUAAUGUCAAAUCAAUAGCAACUGAAGGAAGAAUUACAGUUGUGUCGGACUUAAUUGAGUAAAUUGAGUAUUGAAAAAGAUUAGGUAUAAUUUAUAUUGUCUAAAUAGACAGUGUUUGAAUUAAAUAAAGUAAUUAGAUUAGUGGAUAGAUUACAGAUUCAAAUUAGUGAGAAAGAUGCUGAAAUUUCUAUGCUUCAUUAAUAAUUAGAUGAUUAGAAUAAAUAUCACUAGUAAUAAUUAGAAUAAGUCAAGUAUCCUAUAAGAUAAAUAAAAAGAUAACAUUAUGAAUAUCUCAAAGAAAGUGCUAUUUCUAGACUAAAGUCAGAAAUCAGUUUAGAUUCAGAGAUUAUGAUUCAAGAAUUAAGAGAAACAAAAUAAAUAUAUUAAGAAAUUUUAGAUAUCGAAGCCAAACGCAAAUCAUCUUAUUCUUAAGAUGAUACUCAUUGUUAAUCAAUUAAUGAUUACUAAAAACUAUUCACGGAAAAAUAGGAACUAAAAUAACUAGUUGAAAAAUUAUAGAAGAUUAAUUCUAGUUAGAAUACUGAACAAUCUAAUGAACUCAUUUAAGAGAUCUAAUAUUUAAAAGAUCAACUGUAGAAAUUGUAUAACUUUUCUUUUUAUUAUCUAGAACCCUCGAAUUAGAUAAUGCCAAAUAGACUAUAAAUAUUCUACAAAAUAAAGCUCUAAAGUAGUAAAAUCUAUUGAAGGAAUAUUAUACUAACGAUUUUCAGGGGUGA
This is a messenger RNA of Paramecium sonneborni, 743 nucleotides long. Lineage: Eukaryota; Ciliophora; Oligohymenophorea; Peniculida; Parameciidae. The record is from the annotation of a GenBank genome assembly.